Messenger RNA from Malania oleifera, 1252 nucleotides. Its product is annotated as probable calcium-binding protein CML22. The coding region runs from base 258 to 1010 and encodes 250 amino acids. The transcript has 5 exons. NCBI's taxonomy places the organism in Eukaryota, Viridiplantae, Streptophyta, Magnoliopsida, Santalales, Ximeniaceae. Gene Ontology annotation, molecular function: calcium ion binding. The record is from RefSeq and is a predicted model, not a curated record.
GUUUCUUUUCCUGCCAAUUCUUCCCGUCUGUUCAAUCUCUUGAAUGUGCUUUUGUUGAAAUGUUUAAGAGUAGCUUUCAGCUUUACUAAGAGUGUUCAAGAGCGCCGGGUUCCAAUUUCUUGUUUAUGAUUCAAGGGCUUAAUCGAGUGUGGAUGCUAAUCUUCAUAACCGAGCUGAUGCCUACAAGACAACCGCAACUGUGAUGAGCUUGGUGUUUCGCUGAAUUCCUGAUUUAUGGGGCUUUAUGUAUACAUCUGAUGUUGAUUUCCAAUUUUGGCACAUCUCCUCUAUGCUGUACUCUAAAGUCCUUGUCCAACAAAUUAGGCGGCUUAAUUUGCUGUUGUAAUUCAACAAAUAAGUAUAAGAGGCUGGAUGCGAAGCUUCAAAGGAAAAUGGUGGAAGUUAAGAGAGGUACACUGAAACAUAAAAACUUCAGAUCAAUUAACAGUAUAAUCAUGAGGUUCCCCCUGUUCAAAGAGGAACUUAAAAACAUCAGAGGGGUGUUUGAACAGUAUGAUGAAGACAGCAAUGGAACUAUUGACUGUGAGGAACUAAAGAAAUGCUUACACAAACUGCAGCUUCAUCUGACAGAGAAGGAUAUUGAUGAUCUUUUCCAUUCCUGUGACAUGGAUGAGAGUGAAGGAAUUCAAUUCAAUGAGUUUAUUGUUCUUCUGUGCCUCAUCUAUCUUCUAGUGGAGCCUUCCUCUUCACACAGUACAUCAAAGAUGGGUUCUCCACAGCUUGAUGCCACAUUUGAUACUAUAGUUGAAGCAUUCUUGUUUCUUGAUAAAAAUGGUGAUGGAAUGCUGAACAAGAAAGACAUGGUCAAGGCAUUGAACGGCGCUUCUGCUUGGGAGAAAUCACCUGCACAUAUUACUCGAACUAGAUUCAGAGAAAUGGACUGGGACAAGAAUGGGAAGGUCAGCUUCCGGGAGUUUGUCUUUGCUUUUACCAAGUGGGUUGGGAUUGACAUAGACACAGAUGAUGAAAUCCCUGUGAGAGGAAGUUAAACUGGAAGGUAUGCUCCUGCGCAAGGAAGCAGUCUGUAGUGAGGUCAGAUGGAUGCACUUUGUAUAUAUCCAAAAUAACCCAACCAACAAAGUGUAUAAAUGAAUGUUGUUUUACCAUAAUUUGAAGAAUGUUUUAGUUUUUAUGCUGUUCCAAAUGGUAUAAAUAUGGACCAUUUUGUGCAUCUGCAAAUUGGGAUAUGAACAAAGACUCGGUAAGCUGUAAUAAAAGCAUUUUUGUAUCC